Molecule: messenger RNA, 5400 nt
Organism: Talaromyces stipitatus ATCC 10500
Lineage: Eukaryota; Fungi; Ascomycota; Eurotiomycetes; Eurotiales; Trichocomaceae
Product: HATPase_c domain protein, putative
Exons: 3
Coding region: 1-5205 (1734 amino acids)
Source: RefSeq, a predicted model, not a curated record
AUGACACAGUCAAUAGAUUUCAACGCGUUGAAAGCGCGGACUAUGGGAUCUAGCAACGAUGAGGAGGCGGUGACUGUUGAUACUCGAGGGCUAAUUUCAAAAGUCCUAUCACGAUAUUCCGGGAAAUGGACGGUACUUCGUGAGAUGAUACAGAAUGCCGCCGAUGCAUCGGCCACUCGGGUCACAGUGAAAUUUGAGACUUUACCUUCCACUGCAGUUCCGCUGCCAAAUCCGGCAGACCCGACUGCGACGCUUAAACAUGUAAUUACUCAUCAUACCCUUCGAAGGUUAAUGAUCUCCAACAAUGGACAUGCAUUUACAGAGAAGGAUUGGAGCCGACUGAAGAGGAUCGCGGACGGUAACCCGGAUGAAACAAAGAUCGGUGCUUUUGGUGUUGGAUUUUACAGUGUAUUUGAUGAUUGCGAGGAGCCAUUCGUGUCCUCUGGCAAUUCAGCCAUGGCUUUUUACUGGAAAGGCAAUUCACUUUUCACCCGGCGACUGGAACUGAGCGGAUCUGAUGCUUCUCCGGAUACGACCUUUGUCCUUGAUUAUCGAAAUGAUACCUCGCCUGUUCCCUCGCUGCUAGAGCUUGCGAAAUUUCUUGCCACAAGUCUCACAUUCGUCGGUCUAGAAAGUAUUGAUUUGUGGGUAGAUAAUUGGAACCUGCUGAGAUUGAAUAAGAAGGUUGCACCAAGCGAAAAGGUUACGAUACCUCGAGACAUUGAAACGAAAACUGCUGAGGGACUGAUGAAAGUCACUAGUGUUAUAAGGGAGGUUGCUCAAGUCGAUGCUACAUGGAUGAAAAUAGUUGAAUGGAGCCCUCAAAAUACCCUAUCUGCUCGUCUGGAAGGCAUUCGCGACACAACAACCACGCUUCGCUCGUUCUUCUCCAAAUUCACCGGGUCUUCUACAGCCUCUGAUAAGCCUCCUACGGAGUCAGCAGAGAGGCUUGGAGAUGCGGAAGACCUCACUGAAAAUCAAAAGGCCGCCGUAUUCUUGCACAUCAAUACGGCUUCUGUCCAACCAUCUAUAAGCAAUUCUCUCUCUGGAGAACUAGAAAGAGCAACUCGCAAACCCCCGCCAAAGCGGACGACUAUUGCGAUUCUUACUCCUUCUCAUUCAACUGACGACUCUUAUAAGAACUCAAAAAUUCUUUCAGCGGUGCUGCCGUCAAAGUCGGGGCGGAUCUUUAUAGGCUUCCCGACGCACCAAACUACUGGUUUAAAUGCACACAUCUCUGCGCCUUCAGUCAUCCCAACAGUUGAGAGAGAGAGCAUCGAUCUUAAUACACGGUAUAUAAGUAGGUGGAAUAUGGAAAUGCUUAGAGCAGCCGGUAUCGUUUGUCGGAUCGCUUGGACUGCCGAUAUGUCGUCGAUUAAGACCCGAAUCGCUUUUAAGAGCGGCCCCAAAGUUCGGAAGAAUGAUAUCAUGUCUUUCAUCCCCGAAGCUAUUCAUACAGCUAAUCAAUUUUCCUUCCGAGAAUCCACCCCGUCUGCGACUCUCGGCCAGACUAUAGAAGACUCCUUCUGGAUGUGUAACAAGAAUGCUUCAAUUGAAGUGCUGUCUACAUGUGGUGUCUUGCCCAGUCACCAUGUCCGCAUUGCGCCAAAAGAUCUCAGCUUCAUGGAGAGCAUUCCAUCUCUUCCCGAUGAGCUGGUGGAGAACGCUAAAGAGUUCACUAAGAAGUUGAUCGAUGUUGGUCUUGUGACAGAAGUGACAGUUUCAGACAUCAAACGGGAACUUGAAAACAAUGCUUUAACUUCUGCCCAACUGGUAGAGUUUAUCUCCUGGAUUGGAAGGCGUGCCGCCUCCGGUGAACUCGACCAGAAAACCACGAUAUCCCUCCUCAGUGCUGCUGUUGCCAACGAAGAGCCGUCUAAAGGACAGCCUGGUCAGUUGUUAACUCUAGCGGGAAUCGAUUGCUAUCUUAACCCUGCUCGUAUACCCUCCGACUUGCCCAUACCACCAUCAGUUAUUCCCUUCAAGUACACAAAGUCUUUAGAGAAACGCCAAUUAGAUGCUAUCGGUUGGAAGGAACUCCAGACAGUGCCCUGGCUUCGUUGGCUGGUGGAAAAUGCCGGAAAUCGAGGGGUUUUACCUGUUGAGAAAGAUAUCACUCGCACUGCCUCGUUUGCUGCUCAAAUUCUGCCGGUUCUAUCCAAGCAGUGGGACACGCUCAGCCAGUCUUCCAAACAAACCGUGGUUGAUAUGUUGCAACCUCAAACCGUUAUACCCGUGAGAAAUGGCAUGAGAAGACCGGAAGAAGCGUACUUUCCAACUGUGCGUCUUUUCGAUGACUUGCCAGUCGUUUAUGGCCUUUCGAAUGUCAAGGAUAAGUUUCUGGCUGCACUUGGUGUUCGUAAGACAGUUGAGCUUGGUGUGAUUUUCGAGAGGCUGCUCAACGAUCCUGAUCCGAUGUCGAGUGAAAAGUCCAAGCCAAAAUGGAGCCACGUUGAUCUGAUCAAAUACUUGACUUCUGUUAGAGACGAUAUUCCUGCUAAGGACAUAGAAAGACUGAAGAGCACCAAGAUCUGUCUUGCAGAGAAUUCUUCUGAUCGGCAACGAUACAAGAUAUCCGAGCUCUUUGAACCAAAGGAAUCUCAUCAGAAGCUUGGCCUUCGAAUCAUUGAUUGGCCUGGAAAGUUCUUGCCUCAUAGCAAGGAAGCGCAGUUCUUAUCGACUCUGGGUCUGAGGAGUCACCCCUCAGCAAUAGAGGUCAUUGAGAUAAUAGCAAAGGCAGCGUUAGCUGGAGAUACGGCUCUUCAAUCCAAAGCAAUGUCAUAUUUUAUCACGGAACAUCACGCAAAUAAGUAUUUCCAGCUCGACAUGCAACGGGUGACUAUAGCCUUCUUACCAAUUGAGGGAAAUAAGAAGUUAAGCGCACCCAAGGACUGCUUCACUCAUGAGGGUGCGGCAUUGUUAGGUUUCGAUAUCCUACGGCGGGACCUUCAUCCACACUCAAGGAUCUUUGGCGUUAGUCUACAUCCUCCAGUGAUGGAGUGCGUACAAAGCAUUCUCAAGGCUCCACCAAAAACGCCAAGCGAAGCGAAGGGUAUAUUUACUUACAUGGCUUCGUUAGUUCCAGACUUGAAGGAAGCGGACAUCCGGCGACUGGGUGAUGCCUUUAUCAUCCCCAUACCAAAUCGUUCGACGUUGGAGAAGAGGCCUUCCAUGCGCUACGUAUCUCCAAAAAACUGUUAUCUUGGUGAAAGUGAAGAUUACAAAGAUAUCUUCGAUUUUGUCGACUUUGGACCAUUGGGGAAUCUUUUCUUGCAGGCGGUGGGAUCAAAGCAAGAGCCAACAAUGAUUGAAGUUGCCCAAAUGUUGGUCAAAGAGCCGGCUAGGAUCUCUUCCAAAUUUCAGAGCCCUGAGAAAUAUCUAAGUCUUUUGGGAAGACUUGCUGAUAAUCUCAUGAGGCUGAAACAUCACAAGGACAAGGACCUUUACCAUGAGAUGAUGAAGGCACCCUUCCUGCUUGCAAGUAAGGAGCUUCCUGCAGCCGGCUCAAAUACAAUUGCUAGAAAAGCAACAACAGAUGAGGCCGAUGACAUCUUUGAAGAUGACGAGCAAGGCAUCAGAGAAUGGCGAUUGGUAGCAGCGAAGGAUGCUGUUAUUGUGGAUGACUACCAAAGCUACACACUGUUCAGGGAGCACAUUCUUGCCGCACCUCAAGAGGAGAAACUCGAAAAGUUUUAUGCAGCGCUUGGUACCCCUGCCUUAAGCACACUCGUUGAAGAACGUGCGCACUGGGGUGCCAAAUCCUCGGAUCAGACGUCAGCAGUUAAGCUACAGAAGAUCAUCAACGAACGUACCAGGCUCUUUCUUCACGAGCAUAGCUCAGAAUCUAUCAAACAUGAUACGAAGUGGUUGGAGAAACACCUUAGCAUAGUUGUCGUGCAUUCUAUAUCCCUUCGGCGAUCUCUGAAGAACACUGGCGCAACACACAGUCAGAAACGCCAUGCUAUUAUUACAUCACAGGGAAGCGAUCGCGCGUUGUGGAUCAGUCCUGGAAAAUAUGACUUUUACGAAAUCAGUCAAGCUCUCGUUCAUAUCCUGCUUGCACGGCCCAAGCUUCAUUCAAUUCUCACUCUGGAAAUGUUACUAAAGACUGAUUUGUAUGAAUUACGAGCUCGAGGUUACAACGUCGAACGUAUUCUUCAGAAGAAGCAACAAGAGGCUCGAAUGGCGGAAGACUUACGACAGAAAGAAUUGGAAGAAGAGAGGCGCCUGGUUCAUGAACGUGAAGCUGAACGUCUCAAACUCCAGGCUCAGCGGCAAUUGGAGGAAAGCGACUCUCAGCAGCAACAUCAUACCAUGCCUGGAGUUUUCCCAGACUCCCCUUCGCAUCAGCGGCUCGGUGAAAAGGAACAUACUGGAAUAAAUGACCAAGAUUUCAACCCCGGCGGCUUCUUUUCGAAUUUGAGUAAGCGUUUUGGCUUGGAUGAUAAUAAACGGGCACAGAAUCCUUUUCAGUCUCUUUUUCAGAACCGUUCACUUCAGGAAGGUGGUAUCCCUGGUUCAAGCAGCGAAGUAUCGUUACCACCCCCUUACUCAGAAACAGAUCCUAGAGCUCCAAAUCGAGGCUCGAGUGCAAACCCUAAUGAGCCAAGAUCUGUCACCUCUCCAAACCAGCUGCAUAACAAUCUCCUCUCCGCAAUCUCAGCUUGUCGGCCGCACGGUGCAUCCGGCGUCUAUAGUCGUCCUGAUACCAACCAAGUUACUGAGACAAAAUCAUACUGUGACGAGCGACCAAGUCACGAUCUUGAAUAUGUUGCGACUCUGCCGUCACGUCUACAUUUUCUGAGCGCAAAGUCGGUCGCCGGUAAAUCUGCUUUCCUCUCUGAGAACUCAGCUGGCAUCAACGCAUUUGCGAAAAUACUCGUGGAGUGUGCCAGUAUAUUUUCAGUCCGGUUGGAGAGCAUCAGCAUAUUUUAUGAUCCCGCCGGCAAGACCAUUGCUUUCAACCGUGCGGGUAGUCUUUUCUGCAACUAUUUAUUCUUCAAGCAGCUCCAUCAGACUCGGCUGUCACAGGAUCCGAUCGGUGGUCGAGCCGACGCACUUGUGUAUUGGUGGGUGAUUCUCUGCCAUGAGUUGGCGCAUAACUUGGUUGAGGAUCAUAGCUCCGACCACAGUUUCUAUACGGAGGGAUUUGUCACUCAAUACUUUUCGAAAGUCGCAGAGAAGUUACUUACGGACUCACCAUAGUUUCAUGAUAGACAUCUACCUUGGGUCAGUUCGAGCGUUCUAGAUUACACCAGUUUAGAUUUGAGAUUUGUACAACUACGAGGGCACGAAUGGAUGCUAUCUGAUAUGUAUCAUGUAUUUUUCACUCCACCUACCUAGAAUUUCAGCAAUAAAUGUACAAAUAUCCGUUAAACCAUCUAUGCCACUCGUUUUCUU